GUCAAGUUCAUUGCUGACGCCAAGACCGACAAGCUGCUGGGCGCCUGGAUCAUGGGCCCCAACGCGGGGGAGCUCAUCCCCGAGUGCGUGCUGGCCAUGGAGUACGGCGCCUGCACCGAGGACAUCGCGCGCUCCUGCCACGGCCACCCCACACUCAGCGAGGCCAUCAAGGAGGCCGCCCUCGCGACAGCGUUUGGGAAGCCCAUCCACAUGUAA
Molecule: messenger RNA, 216 nt
Organism: Monoraphidium neglectum
Lineage: Eukaryota; Viridiplantae; Chlorophyta; Chlorophyceae; Sphaeropleales; Selenastraceae
Exons: 1
Cellular component (GO): oxoglutarate dehydrogenase complex; mitochondrion
Molecular function (GO): flavin adenine dinucleotide binding; dihydrolipoyl dehydrogenase (NADH) activity
Source: RefSeq, a predicted model, not a curated record